UUGGGGUAAAAGCGCAUAAAUGCAGACCAAAACGGAGCUAGGAGCGGAUGAGGAGGCGACGAUGGCGGAAAAACAGGCGGCUGCUGAAGCUACAGAGGCGGGGUCCGUGACACAGCAAGACCAGGCCUUUCUCGACGAGAUGGAGAGGCUACUGGAUGAAAACGACGAUCUCAAGUGUGAAAUAGAGGAGAUGAGGGCAGAGAUGGAUGAGAUGCGUGACACUUUCUACGAGGAAGACACAUGUCAGCUGCAGGAGAUGAGGCGAGAACUGGAGAGGGCAAAUAAAAACUGCAGAAUUCUGCAGUACCGGCUGAGAAAAGCAGAGAGGAAGAGGCUACGAUAUGCCCAGACAGGAGAAGUCGAUGAAGAGCUGCUCAGGAGCCUGGAGCAAGACCUCAAAGUAGCUAAGGAUGUGUCUGUGAGAUUGCAUCAUGAGCUUGAGAAGGUGGAGGAGAAACGCACAAAGACCGAAGACGAGAAUGAAAAACUGAGGCAGAAACUGAUAGAAGUAGAAGUGGCCAAACAAGCUCUGCAAAAUGAGCUGGAUAAAACCAAAGAGAAGAGAAGAGGCAGUAAGGACAUCCAGAAACCUGACAAGAAAACACCAACUGAGGAGGACAAUGAGGACCUGAAGUGCCAAUUAGCUUUAAUCAAAGAGGAGGCCGUGCUUAUGAGGAAGAAGGCAGCCAAGAUCGACAAAGAGAAGGACCGUUUAGAGCAGGAGCUACAGAAGUAUCGCUCUUUCUAUGGUGAACUGGACAGCACUCAUCCCAAAGGAGAAGCCGGGGGUCCACCCACCACCCGCGAGUCAGAGCUCAAACUCCGCCUCCGUUUGGUGGAAGAAGAGGCCAAUAUUCUCGGAAGGAAAAUAGUGGAAUUAGAGGUGGAAAAUCGUGGCCUGAGAGCAGAGCUGGAUGACCUGCGUGGUGAGGGAGAGGGGACAGGGAGCUCUGGGUGCGGGGUGAUGGGGGGCAUGGGCGCGGGCAGAGGCAUCGGGGACGACCUGACAGAGCUUCGGCAGCAGCUGCAGUUAGUGGAGGAUGAGGCGGAGCUGCUCAGGAGGAACCUAGCAGAUGCUGAGGAGCAGAACCAGAGAGUGACUGCAGAACUCAACAAGCUAAAGUUCAAGGCCGGGACCCACGAGGGAGGGGCUCGGCAUGGGGCAGGUACAGGAGGCACAGGGAUAGACGCAGCAAAGACAGAGGCACUGCAGGAGGAGCUGAAGGCAGCGAGGCUACAGAUCAACGACCUCAGCGGCAAGGUUAUGCAGUUGCAGUAUGAAAACCGCGUGCUCCUCUCCAACAUGCAGCGUUAUGAUCUUGCUUCCCACCUCUCCCUACGCCCCAGCCCAAGGGACAGCGAUGCAGAGAGUGAUGCAGGCGGUGCCACUAGUGGCCGACGCGAAAGUGAUGAAGACUCCACUUCCUCCAGGCUCCUCCCACCUCACCGCAAACGUGAGGGGCCUGUGGGAGGAGAGAGUGAUUCUGAUGAGGUCAGGAACAAUGGAAGUAGUAGUAGAUGCUUGACACCAACACGGGGUCUUUACACCCCCACCGGACCAGAGGGAGCUGCUGCUUCACCGUCUGCUCUGUCCCGCUUUCUACCUGGUGGACGUUGCAGUCUGCGAGAAAGACAGCAGAUGAUUGACAUUCGAGUUGAAGCGGAGAGACUGGUGCGGACCAUAGACCGACUUAUAGCAGAUACGGCUACUAUAAUUUCUGAGACGAGAGUUUACGUGUCUAAUGGAGAUCUGAUGUUUGGAAGAGGAGGGGAGGAAGGAGCAGAGGAUGAUGGUAGCAGGAUUAGGGAACAUGAGCUGCUUUAUCGUAUUAAUGCACAAAUGAAGGCCUUCAGGAAGGAACUGCAAAGCUUUAUAGACAGACUGGAAGUGCCCCGGCUGGAGGACAGAGAGGCAGAUGAACCACUGUCGAUGUUCCAGCCCAUUAUUUUGCUCAUCCUCAUUCUUGUCCUCUUCUCCUCCUUGUCUUACGCCACCAUCUUUAAGCUAGUCUUUCUCUUCACUCUAUUCUUUGUCCUGUAACACACUUCCCUUUUUUAUUUACACCAUUCCAUGUAUGUUUGUUUUUUGGUUUAGCUGUUGUUUAUUAUCCCUCCUGCCACAUUAUGUUUUGAUAAGGUUACAAAAAAAACUCAGGAAAAUCUCUGCAUAUGACGAAACUACAAAUAUAUUUGACAGUAUGGGGCUCAAAAAUAUCCACAUCUGACCAGCUUGAACUUAACAAGGACUUUCUGCUAUGUGCCAUCCUGCUGCUGUCCUCAAAGGUAAAGAGAGGGGUUUCCUAAUCCUUCCUCUAAACUGCUUAGGGACUGUGCUGUCAUGUGUUAAGGAACACAACAGGUGCACAUUAUGACAAUGAUC
Molecule: messenger RNA, 2380 nt
Organism: Periophthalmus magnuspinnatus
Lineage: Eukaryota; Metazoa; Chordata; Actinopteri; Gobiiformes; Gobiidae
Gene: mtcl3b
Product: SOGA family member 3b
Exons: 9
Coding region: 20-2041 (673 amino acids)
Biological process (GO): regulation of autophagy
Source: RefSeq, a predicted model, not a curated record